This is a messenger RNA of Centrocercus urophasianus (Greater sage-grouse), 3360 nucleotides long. RefSeq names its product SWI5 dependent homologous recombination repair protein 1 (gene SFR1). Gene Ontology annotation, cellular component: Swi5-Sfr1 complex. The record is from RefSeq and is a predicted model, not a curated record. The coding region runs from base 64 to 732 and encodes 222 amino acids. Gene Ontology annotation, biological process: positive regulation of DNA-templated transcription; double-strand break repair via homologous recombination. The transcript is spliced from 4 exons. Lineage: Eukaryota; Metazoa; Chordata; Aves; Galliformes; Phasianidae.
GGAAGCGGGAAAUUGAAGCGCAGCCGGCGGGUCGCUCGGCUCGGAACUGCUAUCUGCCUUGAGAUGGAGGAAGCAGCGUGUGAUAAAUUGACGUCUUUGUGCCAUACACCAAAGGAUUCUGGGACAGCAGCUCCACAGAGGACUAGUUCAGGAAAACAGCCAAUGAGUGCAACUCUAAGGGAACGAUUAAGGAAAACAAGACGUUCAUUUAAUGCUAAUUUUACAGUGGCAAAGCGGCUCAAGGUAGAUACUGAAGAAAAAGACUGUGCAGAUGUUGACAGUGGGUGUCUGCCAAAGAUAGGCAUGGAUUGUUCCACAUUACAAGAUGGUUCUGAAUGCCUGGAAAGAAACUGCAUUGUAAAUACUUAUUUCAAAAGUCCGUUACAGGAAAACAAUCUCUGCGAAUCAGCAGAGAACGUAGUAAGGGUUGAUGUUAGUCAGCAGCAGUCCCUAGAAGAAAAAGUAAGGCUGGUGAAACAAGUGAAAGAUAAGGAGGAGCUACUUCGAAGGCUCAAACUGGUCAAGAUGUACCGAUCUAAGAACAACCUGUCUGAACUGCAGGCUUUGAUAGUAAAAUGGAGAAGCAGUACCCAGCUGAUGCUGUAUGAGCUGCAGUCUGCCUUUUCUGCAGAUGGCAAGAAAGUGAGUCUCAGUCAGCUGAUAGAUACUUUUGGAUUGGAAGACCACUUACUGCACUACAGUAGAACAGAAGAAGAUUUUGUGGACACGUAACCUACUGGUGCAAAGCUUUCAAUUACAUGCAUCAGCAAAAAAGACUGAAUGGACUGAUAAAAUCCAUUGUCUGAUCAACACUUAGUUUGUUUUGGUGAGAGUUUCUCAUCAGAGCUUGUGAAACUGCAUACUUAAACAUGGUAGGCUGUAAAAACCAUUACUUUAUAGUGAAAACUGAAUUUAUGCAGACUGUUUUGGAAAACUGGCUAGAGAGCUUGGUUAGUGAUUAUUUUAAAUAAAAUGAAAUCAAGUAAUACUUUAAUCAAACAGCUAUCUGCCUUGUACCUGUUAGUCUUCAUGGUUUUAAGACAGAAUGCAAGUUCAAAUCAACUGUCACUUCUGUUGGUGUUUAGAUGGGGAGGAUUCAGUUCUUUGCUCAUAGAUACAUCCUCAUCUUCCAUACUUAUUCCUGCUGCCAGUUAAUGACAUCAUUUUGCAAGUCAGGUAAAGAUAAUUUUUGUGUUAAUAUUCUGGAACUGCAAUUAGCAAUAAUUAAAGCUAUUAAGAACAUCUAAGGGAAGUAUCUCAUAAUGGCACUGACCCUCAUCCAGACAGUUGUUUUUAGAGGAACUCUGACAGCUUUUGGUAACAGAAAAAAAAAAUGUAACUGCCAUCUGUCUACUGUACUGGCUCAUUUGAGAGCUGAGGCAUUCUCUCUCCAAGGUUCUUCAAUUACAGCAUCAUUUACCUUUCUGCAGUAACACUAAAGAAAACUCCAGCAUUUCAUUCCUUCUCCAAUAAACACUGUCUUCUCAAAAUGUUUUACUCUUAUUAUUUCAACUUGAAAUUGCUUAUUUUCUCACUUCUAUGUAUGUAUUGUGGUGGUUUGUCUGCUUUUGUUUUCCUUCUUUUAUCCACUGUAACAGUAUAUAGAUCUGUACUUGAUCUACCAUGCUUCCUGCUGUAAAUAUUUUUAACUACAACCCCAUUCCUUAUUUGCUGUAGUUUAACUGCUUUCUUUAUAUGUGGCAAUUACUCAUUAAUAAGGAAGUAAUUUUGUUCGUACCCCAAGGGAAGUGGAAAGAAAAACACAGAUGAAAUAGUUUGUUUUAAUGUUGUUAGGGCUCAUUAAAUUGAAGUUUGUAGCCACAGUUUACUUUGAGGAAUACUGAGUGGCAUUGCCCACUGGGAAUUAAUGAAGAACAACAUUUAUUACUGAUCACAUUUUAGGUAUUAAUAAUUCAUUUCUUCUGCCUCUUUAACUUACUGAAACAAGAUGAUGGGACUUCCUUUUGGGGGCAGUUCUUUUUCCUAAGACCUUUAGCGAGUUUGGAAUUCUGUUGUUUCUAAGGAAGUUUCAGCAAGAAGCAAAAAAGCAUGCAGGAAGAAUGGAGAUGUAUUUGGAAUCCUUUAAAAUCCUCUGAGGCGAUUAAGCAGAAGUGUUUGUAAUGCAGUCACAACAGAAGUACAUUUCAUUACAGGUAUAGGAUUUUGCUGAAUCAAGAUAUCAAAGCUAUUAAUACUGUCAGAGGAAUAAUUUUAGAUUUUAUGGGAAUUUAUUAAAGGUAGAGAGAAACUGACAUGAAGCAUGGAAAAGGGAAGCAAGUGGCAGACGCAGAUUUACUGCUUUCUUGCAGUACUUCACAAUAUCCUACAACUGCAUUCUAAGAAAGUAGAAUAGGUGUAUUCCUAUAAUUCCUACAAGAUAAUCUUUCAGUUAUUUUCUGUAAUAAGCUAUAUGGUUUAUAUAAUCAAAAGAGCAGAAAUGCAUCACAAAAGAAAAAAAAUGUAGGUAAGACAAGGUACAAAAUGCAUGAAACAAACAUGUAUCCUUCAAAGUGAUGUUAUUUGAGAAGAAACAGAAGAACAGGAGAUGGUACCAGAAAAAAAUAUUUGCUGAAAGACAAGUGCAGAGACAAAAGGUAGAUUUCCAAAUUCAUAUUCUUGUAUAUCUACCAGGAUUGGGAUUUUUAAAGAAUAGGGAAUGUUUUCGAUCUUAAUCUUUCAGCUUCUGCUUGAAGAAUUCCAAGGUGUUUUUCCUGUUCCUCUAUGAGACCUCGCAGAUGUUUCUGCUUCAAAAUCUCCUGGUAACGCCGCUUUGCAUUCCUUUCAAAAAUAUGCUGCAUGUCUGCAUAAAACAAUAUAUGAGUCAGCCUAUACAUAAAGUGGAUGCAUAGUCUACAAAUGUACUGGACUUGCUCAAGGGUCAUUCCAAUUUCUGUAUAAAAGCAGCACACAUUUUUCAAAAAGGCUCACAGUUGGGUUUAAUGGUCUUUAUAGUAGUGAAUAAAGCAAAAAAAGUUUAAAAGGCACUGGCUGCACUUCCUUUAUUUUUUAACAAAUACCCAAUGCUGUGAAAUUAAUCAUUUGACAUUUGGAAGAACUAUAUAGCUUUCCUAAUAAGGGAUAUCCUUCUUAGUUCCUCUGUUCCUUUAAGUAUGUGAAAAGAAGUGUGUUGGACAGUCUUACAAAUAAAGGUCUGUUGUAUAAUGAAGAUAUUAAUGGCUGUAAUAUUUUGACUUUCAAUAAUUAAAUCAACUUUGGUUACAACAGUAUCCAUCUGCAGGAAUGUUCUUACGUAAACAAUGUUAAGAUUGUCGUGGUAGAAGUACUGCUAAUUAUGCAUGUGAAAUAGUAAAUAAACAUUCCUUGCCUUUUAGGAUGCUGACGGAGAACAGGACUGUCUAA